This is a messenger RNA of Salvelinus fontinalis (brook trout), 2370 nucleotides long. Its product is annotated as tricarboxylate transport protein B, mitochondrial-like. The record is from RefSeq and is a predicted model, not a curated record. Lineage: Eukaryota; Metazoa; Chordata; Actinopteri; Salmoniformes; Salmonidae. Gene Ontology annotation, biological process: mitochondrial citrate transmembrane transport. Bases 272 to 1225 code for a protein of 317 amino acids. The transcript has 9 exons.
CUCUCCUCCCUCAGCUACAGGAUAUAUAGCUUUCUCUCCCAGCACGACUGCCAGCUGUGUAGUAGCCUACUGUCCACAUACAGCGGGGGUCUGAAGGCUACACUCAGCAUCACUGGUCAGACAGCAUCACAGCGAAAUUGAUCAGUCCUUAGUCUUGGUGUGCAUGCACUGAACGUUAUAUUAACCAUACACUCGUUUUUUAGGACAAAAUAACAGUUUGGCAGACUUAGUUUUAUAGCUAGAUAGAUAUUUGUUAAAUUAUUUCUUUACAAUGGAAGGAAACAGGCAACUAAUCAGUCCCUUUCACCGACCACGGUGCCUGGCGGCGGCGGCACCUGGAGGAAAAGCCAAAUUAACUCACCCAGGGAAGGCGAUUCUAGCAGGUGGUAUAGCAGGGGGUAUAGAGAUCUGUAUCACCUUCCCUACUGAGUAUGUGAAGACUCAGCUACAGCUGGACGAGAAGGCCAACCCUCCCAAAUACAGGGGCAUUGGUGACUGUGUAAAGCAGACGGUACAGGGUCACGGGGUGAGAGGACUGUACAGAGGACUCAGCUCACUGCUCUACGGAUCCAUACCCAAAUCAGCUGUCAGGUUUGGUGUGUUUGAGUAUCUCAGUAACCAUGCCCGUGACGAGGCAGGGAAGUUGAACAGCACCAGGGGUCUGUUAUGUGGGCUUGGUGCUGGAGUCAUGGAGGCUGUAGUCAUAGUCUGUCCCAUGGAGACUGUCAAGGUUAAAUUUAUCCACGACCAGUCUUCAGCCAACCCCAAAUACAGAGGCUUCUACCAUGGAGUCAGGGAGAUCAUCAGAACCCAAGGUAUUAAAGGGACGUACCAGGGCCUGACGGCCACCGUCCUGAAGCAGGGCUCCAACCAGGCCAUCCGUUUCUAUGUCAUGACCUCCCUCAGGAACUGGUACAAAGGGGAUAACCCCAAUAAGGCUAUUAACCCUGUGGUGACGGGAACGUUUGGAGCCGUCGCUGGAGCAGCCAGCGUGUUUGGGAACACCCCCCUAGAUGUUAUCAAGACCAGGAUGCAGGGUUUGGAGGCUCAUAAGUAUAAGAGUACGCUGGACUGUGCCUUGAAGAUCAUGAGACACGAGGGUGUACGAGCGUUCUAUAAGGGGACGGUUCCUCGGCUGGGUCGUGUGUGUCUGGAUGUGGCCAUCGUCUUCAUCAUCUAUGAGGAGGUGGUCAAGGUUCUCAACACGGUCUGGAAGACGGAGUGAGGGGGCGGGGCUGGAGCCUCUUCUGACCUCACUGGGCCAAACACGAUGUGACUGGACAACUGAGCCUUCUACCAGUCUGCGUCUCAAACACCACCUUAUUUCCUAUAUACAGUAGUGCGCUACUUUUGACCAAUCAGGCUCCUAUCAGGGUCUGGUCAAAAGUAGGGCAUUGUGUAGGGAAUGGAGUGCCAUUUCAGACACAGCCUACCCAUAACUGUACUCACCAGCUGAGCUGUAAGCGGAGUGAAAACUAUCAUACUAAUAAUAUCUAUUUGGACAUAGCCUACCUAUUUGGAUGCAGUGGUCACAAACCCUGGUCCCGGAGAGAUACAAAGUGUACAGGCUUCUGUUCCAUCCCUGCACUAACACACCUGAUUCUUCCAAACAAGGCCUCCAUGUGUUGAAUGAGGUGUAGCGCUAAACUGGGACAAAAUCCUGCACGUAAUGUCACUCUCCAGGACCUGGAUUGAAGAACACUGAAAUACACUGCUCAAAAAAAUAAAGGGAACACUUAAACAACACAAUGUAACUCCAAGUCAAUCACACUUCUGUGAAAUCAAACUGUCCACUUAGGAAGCAACACUGAUUGACAAUAAAUUUCACAUGCUGUUGUGCAAAUGGAAUAGACAAAAGGUGGAAAUUAUAGGCAAUUAGCAAGACACCCCCCAAAACAGGAGUGAUUCUGCAGGUGGUGACCACAGACCACUUCUCAGUUCCUAUGCUUCCUGGCUGAUGUUUUGGUCACUUUUGAAUGCUGGCGGUGCUCUCACUCUAGUGGUAGCAUGAGACGGAGUCUACAACCCACACAAGUGGCUCAGGUAGUGCAGUUCAUCCAGGAUGGCACAUCAAUGCGAACUGUGGCAAAAAGUUUUGCUGUGUCUGUCAGCGUAGUGUCCAGAGCAUGCAGGCGCUACCAGGAGACAGGCCAGUACAUCAGGAGAUGUGGAGGAGGCCGUAGGAGGGCAACAACCCAGCAGCAGGACCGCUACCUCCGCCUUAGAGCAAGGAGGUGCACUGCCAGAGCCCUGCAAAAUGACCUCCAGCAGGCCACAAAUGUGCAUGUGUCAGCAUAUGGUCUCACAAGGGGUCCACUAGAGUGAGGGCACCGCCAGCAUUCAAAAGUGACCAAAACAUCAGCCAGGAAG